AACUGAAAAGUGGGGUGGAAUUGUGUACUUUCCACCUCACUUCAGUUCUAACUGUAUUGAGCUUGAAAGGUUAACUUUGUUUCGCUCUGUACAGGCAGAGUCAUACACCACAGAAACAGACUCUUCCGUUCAACCGAACAUCCUAAUGUGAUUCCAUUUGCCAGCAUUUGGCUCAUAACUGUCUGAACCUUUCCUAUUCAGCCGUGAGGUCAGGAUGUUUACGCAAACUGUAUACAGUCUAUCAGAUGGUGGAACUUCCAGAAACUCAUCAGUUGCUGCGGGAUACCUGCAGAGGCUUUGCGGAAAAGGAACUCACUCCAGUUGCUGCACAGCUAGACAAAGAGCACAAAUUUCCUGCUGAGCAGAUAAAGAAAAUGGGAGAACUUGGGCUCAUGGCAAUGGAUGUACCUGAGAAGUAUGGUGGAGCAGGAUUGGAUUAUCUGGCAUACGCCAUUGCUAUGGAGGAAAUAAGCCGGGGCUGUGCUUCCACGGGCGUCAUCAUGAGUGUAAAUAAUUCGUUAUAUCUGGGUCCAAUUUUGAAAUUCGGUUCAGAAGAACAAAAGAACAAUUGGAUAACCCCAUUCACAGAUGGAAAGAAGAUUGGCUGCUUCGGUUUGAGUGAACCAGGGAAUGGAAGCGAUGCUGGUGCAGCCUCCACCACUGCCAGACUAGACGGUGAUCACUGGAUUUUAAAUGGCACAAAGGCUUGGAUCACGAAUGGCUGGGAUGCUUCAGCUGCAGUUGUUUUUGCCACCACAGACAAAUUACUCAAGCACAAGGGAAUAAGUGCCUUCUUAGUUCCAAUGCCUACACCAGGGUUAUCCUUGGGAAAGAAAGAAGACAAAUUGGGAAUUAGAGCAUCAUCCACUACAAACCUCAUUUUUGAAGACUGCAAAAUACCAAAGGAGAACAUUUUGGGAGAACCAGGCUUUGGCUUCAAAAUAGCCAUGCAAACACUAGAUUCAGGUCGGAUCGGUAUUGCCUCGCAGGCCCUCGGAAUUGCUCAAGCAGCCCUGGACUGUGCUGUGGACUAUGCUGAGAAAAGGAUAGCCUUUGGCUCACCAAUCUCCAAACUUCAGGCUACUCAGCUCAAACUGGCUGAUAUGGGCCUGGCACUAGAGAGUGCUCGCUUGUUAACCUGGAGAGCAGCCAUGCUGAAGGAUAAUGGAAAAUCAUAUAUAAAGGAAGCUGCAAUGGCUAAACUGGCAGCAUCUGAGGCAGCAACAAGUAUUGCUCACAAAGCCAUGCAGAUUCUGGGAGGUAUGGGUUAUGUUACGGAAAUGGCAGCUGAGAGACACUAUCGUGAUGCCCGCAUAACUGAGAUCUAUGAAGGAACCAGCGAAAUCCAGAGACUAGUCAUAGCGAACCAGUUACUGAAAGGAUACAGAGGUUAAGAGCAUCUUUGGGAACAAAAUGUUGACAACAUUGAAAAUGCCUAAUGCAGCCAGAGUGUUGGUAAACAGAAACUGAAUUUCUAAUCCAUUGCUGUUAAUCUGUGAUAUAAUUUUGAUACUUCAAACAUGGAAAAUAUUUUGCAAACAGGAACUUUGUGGAACUGCAAACUUUUGUCAAACUAAGAAACAAACUGAAUUAAUAAGUUACAACGUUGAAAGAAAAGUCCAAAGCGUGAAUCAUACUUAAAACCAGAAAGAAACAGAAUGAUUUAUCAUAUGAAAUGUUCAAAAUCUUUAAAACCCAGUAAAGUAAUAAUAUUCCUCACUGAUCCAUCUUUCUGCAUGAUCACCUUCAGGUUCUCUGUUUUACAGCAUGUGUGACCAUGGCUCUUCAGCUUUUGCAAUUCUUGAUAAUCACUGACAUGUUGACAUUGUUCUUAAAUCUCAAGCCUGUUUUGCUUCUUAUAAACUGUUGCUCACCAUAUACACUGAUGUAACUGGACUCUGCUUUCUUCAUCCCAAUAUUAUAUAUUAUUUGGGUGCCAAGGUCCUGACAGUUCAGUCCAUUGUUGUGUAUUUCUUCCUUUGUCUUCAUUUUACUCUGCUAUCUUCAAGUUUAUGUCACAACCAAAUGUCCUGAUUUUUCCUUUCCCAAGUACCUGCCCAAAGAAUUGUAAUUAAGUCUUGGUGAUCAUUUGUUAAAUUCUUCUUUUGUGGCUGUGUUCCUCAAAACAUCCACGUAAGUAUGUGUGGUCAACUAAACCUCAUCAUAUGUCUCAGAAAGCAAACUUCUGUUGUCUUUAAUUUAUCUUCCAUCAUUUUGCUUAUAUUCCAUAUACAUUGACACAAUGGAGCAUUUUGAGAAUCUUAUUCUGUUUUCUAUAAAGCUGCUGAUAUUUCUAAAGAUGGCUGAUAUUUUUGUGGUUUGUUUUGUAAGUCUUAUGUCUUCCUGAUGUUUUGAUAAUUUUUUUCCAACCAGAUGUUAUUAGGCUUCCCAGGUAGGAAAAUGAUUCUCCUUGCUUUAUUUCUUAUGAUUCCACUAUUAUUCCGCAUCUAGGUGUAAUUGUUUGAUACUACCAUGCAUUCUGUUAUGUUUCAGUUUACUGAUAACCAAAGCUAUUCUUGUUUAUACAAUUGUAUCUAGACGUCUUUGUCGAUCUGCCAUAAUUCUGUGUUAACCACUUAUCUCGGAUUGUUUAGAUUUAGUCCACGUAUUGAAAUUCUCUGAUGGAUGCCUCAUAACCGUUGCGUUAUUUCCAAGACUGAAAAGAUAUGGAGAUAAAACAUAACCUCACCAUUUACACUGAUGUAACUGGACUCUGCUUUCUUCAUCCCAAUAUUAUAUAUUAUUUGGGUGCCAAGGUCCUGACAGUUCAGUCCAUUGCAAUAUCUUGGUGGGCUGAAGGGCCUGUACUUGUGCCUUAACAAAUGUAAAAUUAUAUCUAAUCAGGAGAAAUCAUAGGGAGGCAGAAUUCCUCUCUCCAUAGAUUUUUUAAAAAAUACAUAACAUGUUUACUUACAUGUAAUGCACAGAAGAAACCUUGCUAAUGGGGACUCAGGAACUUGUGUGUUGUUCAUAAAAUAUUGAAAUUCUGCGUGAUUUUUGCUUUUUACUUUGUAGAUAUAAAUUGAUCUUUGCUUCAUUAGAUGUGAUUGGGUUCUUGUUGCUGAUCCGGUUAGUGUACAUGAGCUGCUAAUCAAAUUUUCUCCUUUUUGGUAUGAUUAUCUAGCAACAAAAGUUUGAUUGCGCUGUUAUUGUAUAUUCGCUAGCUGCAGAAAGCAUAUUAUAUUAAUGUCUGACCAGAAUCUGCUACUGCAAAAGUAUUUGGCAAUAUUGCUAACUGUUACUGAAAUUAAUUAAUAAAACAAAUAUUUUAACAGAUGUACAGGCAAUUAAGUUUAUAUUAAAAAAACAGAAAAAUCUGUGUUGUGCCAAAUGGGG
This is a messenger RNA of Chiloscyllium plagiosum (whitespotted bambooshark), 3336 nucleotides long. Lineage: Eukaryota; Metazoa; Chordata; Chondrichthyes; Orectolobiformes; Hemiscylliidae. The record is from RefSeq and is a predicted model, not a curated record.